Molecule: messenger RNA, 187 nt
Organism: Racocetra persica
Lineage: Eukaryota; Fungi; Glomeromycota; Glomeromycetes; Diversisporales; Gigasporaceae
Source: the annotation of a GenBank genome assembly
AUGGAAAUAGAAAGUGAACAACUUGAAGAUGACAAAAGUGUUGGAAAUGAUGAAAGUGUUAGAGACGACAAAGAUAUUAAAGAUGAUGAAAGUAUUGGAGACAACAAAGAUGUUGGAAAUGACGAAGAUGUUGAAAAUGAUGAAGGUAUUAGAGACAAUGAUAAAACAAGAAUAGAUAAUCAACUUG